CGUAGAAACCACUAAAUAAAUGGAAAUAGAGAAUAAGAUGCACUUUUAAGCAUAAUGAUAAAAACUGGUUAUAUCUGUCAACGUUAAAUCCUCUAGGAAUCAACAGUGUGCAGUUUGAGAAAACCAAAGAGGCAAAGAGUAAAACCCUGAGGUUCACCUCAGAGAAACGUUUGGCCCAUGAUUUAAAAACCAUAAAGUGGAAAAUGAAGGGACCUAUCAGAUUAUUAUUGAGUGACUGCACUGAUUUGGCAUAAUGGACAAUGGUCUGGCAGAGAUCCUGACUGAAAUCGUUUUAUGGUUUCUGCUCCGUACCUCAGUCCUACCAUCCACAUAACCAUGACUGAAAACCACACCACUCUGAUAAAUGGCGACUGUGAGUCAGCCAGACAGCCCAGUGACAUCACCUUCAGUGCGAACAUCAGCCCCGCCCAAGGUCUACGAAGGAAACGUCUGCUGUGGCAGACCGCCGUCAGGAACAUCAUCGACCAGCACAACCUGUACUCUCUGAGGCUCGCUGGUGGCUUGGAGAGAGGCAGACACCGCAUCACCGUCACAGACGCCUACAUUGCUGACAUCAACAGGCAGAUACGCAACAAGACGUCUCGUGGUAAUUUUUGGCAGAAGCGUCGUUCGUCUGCAGCUCGAGUUCAUCCAGCAGCUCCAAGGAUUUCUGUACAAACACAAGUCGCACAACGUUUGCUUACCGAUGCCGACUUCUUUGUGUCACACGGAUCGACGAUCCGAGGCGUCUUCAUUCCUACCAUGCAGCUGACAUUCAAGUCUGCUGACCUGGAGUUGACCUACCAGCAGUUCUCCUCAGCUCAGCGAAGAACCUCUCUGGUUGUCACCAACCUCAUUGACAUCUUCAUCCGACUGUUCAUCUCUCUGGUGAUGUGGCCAACAGGCUGGGGGGCGAUGGCUUGUGACUGGCUGACCGGCCUGUCGCUCGUUCUGUGGGCGGGGGUCUGUGGCCUGGCAGUGGCAAACCAGGAGGUGAUGACUUCACCACAGUGGCUCAGGUCCCUGUCGGUGCUCACCUGGGUGUCUCAGACCGUCCAGGUGUUGGUCGGUGUUUUCAGCUGGGCUGAAACCGAUCACUCCUGGUAUGUCUUCUUCACUCUGUUCUCCACCUACACCCUGUUGCCGCUGCCCCUCCCAUGGGCGAUUGCUGCAGGGACAAUCACAUCCACCCUGCACCUCCUAGUGGAUGUCUGUUGGCACUACAGUGACCAAAUUCUGAUCAGAAGGGUGUUCUCAAAAGGCUUGUUGUACCUGGCGAUGAACACCGCCGGUAUCUUUAUGAACUACCUGUCUGACCGGACUCAGCGGCAGAGUUUUCUGGAGACACGGAGAUGUAUAGAAGGACGAGUCCGACUGGAGAGGGAGAACCAAAGACAGGAGCGUCUGGUAAUGUCCAUCCUACCACGCUUCCUGGUUCUGGAGAUGAUUGCCGACAUGUCUGCAGUGGACGAAUAUCUGCUGCCUCAACAGUUCCACAAAAUCUACAUCCAUCACUACAAGGACGUCAGCAUCCUGUUUGCAGACAUCAUCGGCUUCACGUCUCUCUCUUUGAUUCUUUCGGCUCAGGAACUCGUUAAAACUCUUAACGAGCUUUUUGGACGCUUCGACAGGCUGGCUGAGGAGCACCAGUGUUUGCGGAUAAAGAUCCUCGGCGACUGUUACUACUGUGUGUCUGGAGUCCCAGAGCCCCAGCGCGCCCACGCCCGCUGCUGUGUGGAGAUGGGCCUCAGCAUGAUCAGCACCAUACGGUAUGUCCGUCGGGAGCUGCAGCAGGAACUGGACAUGCGAAUUGGCGUCCACUCGGGUUCUGUCCUCUGUGGGGUGUUGGGUCUUCAGAAGUGGCAGUUUGACAUCUGGAGCUGGGAUGUUGACAUUGCCAACUGUCUGGAAGCUGCAGGAGUUCCAGGGCAGGUUCACAUUUCACAGGCCACUCUGGACUGUCUGGGUGGGAUCUAUGAGACAGAACAGGGCCACGGCCAGGACCGGAGCGAGUUUCUACGGAAACACAACGUUGACACUUACCUUAUCCGCCCGGCAACACGGGAGGAGGCCCAGCCCCCUAAAGCAAGGCGUCCAAGUUAUGAUGAACUGACAACUUGGAGUGCUGAGUUGCCAUUUGGAGACAUCCUGGGAAUGAAUUUCAUCCUGGCCACUUUCACCAAUGGCUCUCUCACCCAGCUGCCCAAUCACAUCGCAGCUCAGCGUUCCGGUUCACGGGAAGUGAACAAGAGGAUCCGUCAGGCAAUGGAAGUGCGAAGCAGCGAGCGAAUGAGGAAAGAGCACAUCACCACUUUCACUCAGGUGUUCAAGGACUCCCAAAUGGAGGGAAAGUAUUCUCAGAUGAGAGAUGAACUCUUCAAGUCUAACAUGGUUUGUUCCUUCAUCCUACUCAUACUGCUGAUGGCCGUCCAGGUGCUAAUUCCUGCACCAAGGUGGAGUCCGAUGGUGGCCCAGUUCACCAUCAGUGGCUUUGUCUACAUCCUGCUCCUGUUGUUGACUCUGGGGGAGGAGUUUAAACGUUGCCCCUCCCCCCUACAGUCACUCUGCUGCUGGGUUCAUGAAACCAAGUACGCACGAACUGUCCUCAUGCUAACCGCCAUCACCGUCAACUCUGUGAUCGCCUCUGUGAACAUCCUCUGGUGUGAUUGGUCAGAAUCCGGCGUUACUGAAGCGUUUGUGACUCCACCUCCCUCCAGAUGGUCAGACAUGAACAUCUGUACUCAUCCAGAGUUCAUGGUGCUGAGCGCGGUGGUCGCCAUGGUUACCUGUGCGGUGUUCCUCAGGCUGAGCUGCAUGCUGCAGCUGGCCUUCCUGCUGCUGACCGCCGGGUUCUACACCUACAUCAUCGAGACUCAGAGCUCCCAGCAGCUCUGCCAGGGGGGAGUUUGCCUGGUUCUCAUGACGAUGUUCGUGGUCGCAGUCCUCUACAACAGCAGACAGCUGGAGGCCAUGGCGCGGCUGGACUUCCUGUGGCGCCUGCAGGCCGGGAAGGAGGUGGAGGACAUGAAGGAGCAGCGUGAGCACAAUGAGUGUCUGCUGCUCAACAUCCUGCCGUCUCACGUGGCUCAGCACUUCCUGGAGAGAGACACCAACGACGAGGAGCUGUACGCCCAGUCGUACCAGCGGGUCGGGGUUCUGUUCGCCUCGCUGCCCGGGUUCUCUGACUUCUACGAGCAGAAGGAACUGGUCCAUCAGCACGUCGAGUGUCUGCGGCUCCUCAACCACAUCAUCAGCGACUUUGACGAGCUGCUGGAUGAGUGUUACUUCCAGGAGGUGGAGAAGAUCAAAACCAUCGGCAGCUCCUACAUGGCCGCCUCGGGCCUCUCACCUGACAGACAGGACAGCGACGACGGCUGGCGUCACCUCAGUGAGCUGGUGCUGUUCGCUCUGGCCAUGCAGGAAACACUGCGGCAGAUCAACACGCAGACUGGGAACCAGUUCCAGCUCAGAGUCGGUGUCGCCCACGGCCCGGUGAUCGCCGGUGUGAUCGGCGCCACCAAGCCGCAGUACGACAUCUGGGGGGCGACGGUGAACAUGGCGAGCCGGAUGGAGAGCACCGGGGUCAGCGGGAGGAUCCAGGUCCCAGAAGCCACCAGCUGCAUUUUGGUGGAGCAGGGCUUCCUACGGCAGCUCAGAGGGGACAUUCAUGUGAAGGGCGUCAGUGAGCGACAUGGAAAGGUUCGGACCUUCUUCGUGAGUAAUCGGGACGAGCGGUCCAGCUUCGUGGAGCGCGGCGGUGGGCGGGGCUUCAGCAUGAACAGGAACACGCUGGGAGCGGUGGUCUACAGCCUGGUGCAGGCCAGGAAGAGGGAGAGGCUGAGGGAGGAGAACGGAGGCUUCCACCUGGUCCAAGCCUCAUGA
Molecule: messenger RNA, 3882 nt
Organism: Xiphophorus hellerii (green swordtail)
Lineage: Eukaryota; Metazoa; Chordata; Actinopteri; Cyprinodontiformes; Poeciliidae
Product: adenylate cyclase type 8-like
Exons: 23
Coding region: 295-3882 (1195 amino acids)
Biological process (GO): cAMP biosynthetic process; adenylate cyclase-activating G protein-coupled receptor signaling pathway; intracellular signal transduction
Cellular component (GO): plasma membrane
Molecular function (GO): adenylate cyclase activity
Source: RefSeq, a predicted model, not a curated record